Molecule: messenger RNA, 5111 nt
Organism: Betta splendens (Siamese fighting fish)
Lineage: Eukaryota; Metazoa; Chordata; Actinopteri; Anabantiformes; Osphronemidae
Gene: klhl15
Product: kelch-like family member 15
Exons: 10
Coding region: 426-2315 (629 amino acids)
Biological process (GO): nuclear protein quality control by the ubiquitin-proteasome system; protein ubiquitination
Cellular component (GO): Cul3-RING ubiquitin ligase complex; nucleus
Molecular function (GO): protein binding
Source: RefSeq, a predicted model, not a curated record
CCGCCCAGAAGGGAAAUGACGCCGGCGCAGAAAAUGGCGUCUGCAAAGCCAGAAGCCUGCUGUGGUUUGUUGCCCGUUUAAUUCGGAGCCGAGUCGGGGGGGAAUCUCCGUGUACAUGGAUCAUAACAUGGCAGUGCACCGCUGCCGUCCGCUUCCUUGAACCCGGAGUCGAACCCGCAACUUCAUGUCCGAAGGCGCCAGAGCUGCCUGGUCGAAGAGGGGUUGUGGGGAUUCGCACCGCCGAGGUAGAACCAGGCAAACACAAACACAGGAAAUGCGAUCGGCCCCUUAGCGCUCAGCCGUCAAAGCCUGUGAUUGUUGGCCCGGGCUCCAAAAGGUGAUUGACGCUCAGAAAAGGGACUUUGUUAGCAUCUGCUGGACACAAGGGGCACUGUCCUCUGAUUGGCUCGGACAGCCCCCCUGACAUGCCCGUGGCCAAUCAGAGGUGUGUUAUGUCGGGGGCGGAUGUGGAGGUGUACCUGUCCCAGGUGCAUGAUGGGAGCGUGUCGUCGGGGUUCCGGGCACUGUACGAGGAGCGUCUGCUGCUGGAUGUCACUCUGCUGAUAGAGGAGCACCACUUCCAGGCCCACAAGGCGCUUCUGGCCACCCAGAGCGAUUACUUCCGGGUCAUGUUCACAGCAGACAUGAGGGAGCGGGACCAGGACAAGAUCCACAUGAAGGGGCUGACGGCUGCAGGCUUUGGCCACAUCCUACGGUUCAUGUACUAUGGCUCGCUGGAGCUCAGCAUGCCCACGGUCCAAGAGAUCCUGCAGGCGGCCAUGUACGUGCAGCUGACGGAGGCGGUGGAGUUCUGCUGCUCCUUCCUGCUGGCCAAGAUCUGCCUGGAGAACUGUGCCGAGGUCAUGCGGCUCCUGGAGGAUUUCAGCGUGGGCGUGGAGGGCGUCCAGGAGCAGCUCGACAACUUCCUGCUCGAAAACUUUGUCCCGCUCAUGAGUCGACCCGACUUCUUGUCCUACCUCAGCCUCGAGAGACUGCAGGCGUACCUGAAUAGCGAUGCUCUGAGUCGCUUCCCAGAGAUCGAGCUGUAUGAAGCGGUCCAGGCGUGGCUGCGACACGACAGGCGGCGCUGGAGGCACACGGACACCAUCGUGCAGUCCAUCCGCUUCUGUCUCAUGACCCCCGCCAACAUCUUUGAGAAGGUGAAGACGUCAGAGUUUUACCGCUACUCCAGACAGCUGAGGCAGGAGGUGGACCAGGCGCUCAGCUACUUCCAUGAUGUCAACCAGCAGCCUCUGGUGGAGACGCGCUCCAACCGGAUCCGCUCUGUCCGCCCUCAGACGGCCGUCUUUAGGGGAAUGAUCGGUCACAGCAUGGUCAACAGCAAGAUCCUGCUGCUGCAGCGCCCCAAGGUGUGGUGGGAGCUGGAGGGACCUCAGGUGCCCUUGCGACCGGACUGUUUGGCUAUUGUCAACAACUUUGCCUUCCUGCUAGGUGGAGAGGAGCUGGGACCCGACGGGGAGUUUCACGCAUCAUCUAAGGUCUACCGCUACGACCCUCGGCAGAACUCGUGGCUGCGCAUGGCCGACAUGUCUGUGCCCAGGUCAGAGUUUGCUGUGGGCGUCAUUGGCAAGUUUAUUUAUGCCGUGGCAGGUCGCACUCGAGACGAGACCUUUUACUCCACAGAACGAUACGACAUCACAGAGGACCGCUGGGAAUUCGUGGACCCGUACCCUGUGAACAAGUACGGUCACGAGGGAACGGUCCUGAAUGGUAAACUGUACAUCACAGGCGGCAUCACCUCCUCCUCCACCUCCAAACAGGUGUGUGUGUUCGAUCCGGGACGGGAAGCGGGGGGAGGGGGCGGGAGCUCGGCCGGUUCGGACGCCCACCGAGCGCGCGCCGGCCGAGGCCCCCUGCUGCCCGGCACUCACGCCAGCUGCUGGGAGAACAAAUCCAAAAUGAACUACGCCCGUUGCUUCCACAAGAUGAUCUCCCACAACGGGAAGCUGUACGUGUUCGGAGGCGUGUGCGUGAUCCUGCGAGCUUCCUUUGAGUCGCAGGGCUGCCCGUCCACGGAGGUGUACAACCCAGAGACUGACGAGUGGACCAUCCUCGCCUCCAUGCCCAUCGGACGCAGCGGCCACGGGGUGGCAGUGUUGGACAGGCAGAUAAUGGUGCUGGGUGGCCUGUGUUACAACGGCCACUACAGUGACUCUAUCCUCACCUUUGACCCUGAUGAAAACAAGUGGAAGGAGGACGAGUAUCCCAGGAUGCCUUGCAAACUGGACGGCCUGCAGGUUUGCAGUCUGCACUUCCCAGAGUAUGUGCUAGAGCAUGUGAGAAGCUGCAGCUGAGGUCUGCUCCACCACAAGCCUCCUUUUUAUUAACAUGGGAAUGCACUGACGUCUCCUGCUAGAGGAGAUGAGGUGUUCACAGGUGGGAGACUCUACGGAAGCUUUUAAACUAGAGACCAGCACUUACCUACAGUGAGGAAAAGACAGACACUUACAGGCCACUUUAUUAGGUACAGCUACGCGACAGCAGCUCUGCCGUGGUCCGACUUCUGCAAAGCCCAUGUUCCAGAACACAUUCAUAUUAUGUUGACCAUCCUGUGUGUGAGUGGUGGCAGAGCAGUGUUCUUGCAUUUGAUGGUACAGGUGUACUUAAUAAAGUGGCCGGCGAGCGUGUCUGCUGGGAGGCGUGAACAUUUUCAGACUUAGCUUUCUCAGAAAAAUAAUGAAAACCUGUUUGUUGGAGUUAAAGGUGUCGUUCUGCUGGUUGGUGUUGGGACUGUGCUCAGUUCCCUGCUCUACUACUCACCUGCUGUAUUUAGGCCGUCUGCUCAGGCUGACUGCAGAAACGCACUGGAAGCGUCCGAUGUGUCCGUUGCCAAAGGGAGCUGUUCAUUUUAGGUCAUCUGUCACAGUUAUUGUAGAUUUACCCGAUGAAUAUUUAUCAGACUGCUCUUAAUGGUAAUAAGCUUAGUGAAAGCCAAGGUGUGACUGCAAUAAUCCCUGUUCCACAUAUAACUUGAAGGUAAUGCAUUUCUUACUACUCCUCCUGUGGCGUGGCUCAUUGUAUAGUGUCUCCUAAUAGAGGAAGCCGCCGCCAACGCUCACAUUCUACAUACAUAACCUUCAGUGGUCAGUCUUGGCUUCCAGUGCGUUGCAGCCUUGAAUUCUCCUUACUUCCACAUAUCCUCCAUACUGUGCUCAUGUCAUCUAGCAUCAUCGUGUCUGUGUGUGCGCCCUCUCCUCGUAGUACACGCGUAGACGAGGGCUCGCUCUGCAUUUGUAAAUACUGACAAUGGCGAUGACUGCGACUCCAGAGGCUGAAGAACGUUUUUCUUUUAUUUGGACUUAAACGUAGAAGUUAAGGAUGUUCCUGUAAGGUCCGUUUAGCCGCUGGCAGUGCUUUACUUGCUCUGGUCUUUGUUCCCUGCACUUUAUUGGUUCUUACUGGGUGUAUGUGAAGCGGCUGUAGUAUUACAACACGAUGCAAACAUCAGUGUCUGACAUUAACUCAAACAUGCAACUAGUAAAUCUACAUUUUCAUGUAGACGUGUUUCAUGUCUGUGCUGGUUCACACAGUUUAUGUUGGUCAGUGUAUUUUAGUAAGUUCUGUACAACCAACCGACUAGUAAAACCAAUCGUUUUACUAGUUGAUGUCAGACACUGAAGUCUCCAGUCACACCCAAGGGUUUGUUCUGUGUCCUCGCCUUUACGUCCGAGCAGUUCAACGCCUUGAUCCUGCAGCCCAGCAAACCCAGCUCGAUGACCAGCUCCAAGUCCUGGACCUCGUUUUUUCUAGGUUUUUAUUUUGUUCUGUUUUUAAAUGUGUCAACUGUGAAAAGGGCUAGAGCACAUACAGAUGCACUUGUGUCUGUCUGUCAGCUGUGUAUUUAUUUAUGUUCAGAGUUAUUGCUUUUCACUGAGCUAUGCAGUAACAGUUGUAGUAUUAUUUAUUAUGUCGGAACUUCAUUGUGCAUCGUCUGUUUUUUGUACCUCGCCUCUUCUUCAGCCGUCUGUCCUCCCAUCCUCAGCCCCGCUGCAUGCGGCCAAUGAAGGGAGGCUUUGAGAACAGUCUCUUCAUUAGUGUAAACUGAUCACAUUGCAGAACAGACGAUUCAAUAGUCUGCAAGACUAUGGUGAAAUUUCUUGUUAGGUUGUUUCUGGGAUGCAAAUGAUAAUUUCCCUGAUGUUCCAUUCAGGCUGAAAUACAUAUUUCGGAGGUGGCCUGUUUUAGAGGGCUUAGAUUUAUGAUAUGGAAACACUUCAGUAUUCUCCAGCGUCUCUCCUGUUCAUAUACAAACCUCCAGAGCCCUGAGCUGCAGCUUAAUAACAAGUCAGAGAUUAGUCUUUUUUCAGUCACUUCAUGGCACUGGAUUUCAAAAUUCUGAUGUUUGGAAGUGAAAGAAAGAAAUCAAAUUUCUGAGCCAGUUAAAACCUAAUGAGGCUAGAUGAUUAUUUAAAGGAAAAUAAAGUAGUUUUGCUAAUGCAAAGCUUAUCUCUACUUUCCAACACAAAGUGUUCUAAUCAGUAGCAUUUUAUUUUUUCCUGCAGAGCCUCUAUUCUGCCCACUCAAGCAUAGUUCUUAUUUACACAGGUUUCUUUUUUUGACUCAACAUUUAGUAUUCUGCUUUUAAUUUCCAUAUCACUUAACAUAUUCUUGUGUUUCCAUUUCUCACUUUUGCUUCUACACCUCCACAACCUGCAGAAUACCGACAGAAACAUCACGCGUGGUAGACACACUAUCUGGGAAAUGAGGCUCCACUUUCCGUUACGUGUGCACUGCACUGCACUGUCCUGUUCUGCAGCUGAGCCCAUAGACAUCCCAUCAGUCAGUGCAGGCCCCUCAGCUCCUCCUGCUCUAAUGUUGCUGUUCAAAGAGGAAACAUGUAUCCAAUAAAAAUGCUACUGUCUUGAUUGAACGCACAUUCAGUCACAGCACAGCAUCUUGUAGGCCACCAGUCUUCAGCCUGUUAGUAGGAAAACAGAAUAGAGGAUUAAAAAAACAUACCUUGCUACUAUGACUGUAUCUGAAAAAGAAAGUAAAAUCAGAUUAACAUAUCUUAUGAUCUGAGUAGAAGCUCUUUGGAAAUGAUUUGUAACUUCUUUCCAGUAAUAAAUGUUCAUAUUGGUCAACUUUCA